Messenger RNA from Wasmannia auropunctata (little fire ant), 1288 nucleotides. RefSeq lists its product as uncharacterized. The record is from RefSeq and is a predicted model, not a curated record. The coding region runs from base 1 to 459 and encodes 152 amino acids. NCBI's taxonomy places the organism in Eukaryota, Metazoa, Arthropoda, Insecta, Hymenoptera, Formicidae. The transcript has 3 exons.
AUGUCGCGAAAAACUCAAACCGGAUUUGUUCAAGCACAAUCGGAUAACUUACCUAAAGUAACAGUAUUAAUGGUCUCCGAUUUUUUUGCUCAAAGUGAAGUGUUCAACAUUGCAGAAACCCGUGGUGUAAAAGCUAAAAAAGCUGGAAAUGAAAAUUACGGAGAUUCAGCAAUUGGAUUUAUCGAAUUAAAUCGAGAAGGCUGCUUUUGUCACAUUCGAGGGAAAGUGUGUCCUGAGCAUAGAGUUAACAGCAAACCGUAUUCGGUAUCAAUGCUUGUUAACGAGGAAAAUGAAAGUGUCGAAUAUGUUAAAUGCGAUGACUGUGCAGCUUCAGCAGGGGAUUAUAAACAUGCUAUCGCAUUUCUGAUAUGGUUCAUCGUCGAAGUGAAGAGCCUGAACCGACUGCGACUGUGUGUUAUUGGAAGAAACCUCGUCUGGCACAAGUUGGAGCUAACGUGAGGAGCAUGAAAGUAAAAGGUUACCAUCAAAGCCUGUUCAAGUCCUUCCAAACAACAAUGGAUUUUUGCAAAUCAUUUUGCAAGAAAUGGAUAACAUAAAAUUCGACUGCCAACUCUCAAGACACUUCGUACAAUUCAAAUCAAACAGCAAAGAUCUAUCGGUGCAUACAUUAAUGUUGCGAUUUUAUAGUAUCACUACGUGUAAAGACGCAGAUUUUUAAACUUUGCAAGCAUCGAAAUGACUGUACAAUCAUACGAAGAAGUUGCGAAAAAUACGAUAGAUCAAAAUCAAUCCACAAUGUGGAAAAAAUUGAGAUAUGGAAGAAUAACAGCAUCUCGGAUUUAUGAAGUUGCACACUGUAAUAAACCGCAAGGUGCUUUAGUUGAACAAAUAAUUGGAGCUCUUAAAAUAAGAGACACUGAUGCGAUGGAAAGAGGAAGGUGCUUGGAACUGGAAGUAUUAAAAAAUUAGAAGAAAAUCUGCAAAAUCGAUUGUAUCGCACUGAAUUACUGUUAAAUCCUAAUUUUCCUAUAAUCGGCGCUUCUCCUGAUGCAGUAGGAGAAGAUUUUGUCGUGGAAGUAAAAUGCCCUGUAAGUUUGACAUCGGAGGAAAGAUAUAUUACAAAAGACCAGCGCAUAGGACUAAUUUUUUGCUCAAAUUCAAUUGCAAAUGUUCAUGAAAACAGUUAAAAAGGUUAUUUUGUAUGGCAAAACAUAAUUUUGAAACAUCGUAGGAAAUUAUUGUAACUUGCAUACAGUAUGAUGAAACGUUUGUGAAGGAAAUUAUACAAAAUGCUAUGACUUGGAAAAAAAAUAUUUUUCCUUUACUU